Molecule: messenger RNA, 3332 nt
Organism: Oncorhynchus kisutch (coho salmon)
Lineage: Eukaryota; Metazoa; Chordata; Actinopteri; Salmoniformes; Salmonidae
Product: beta,beta-carotene 15,15'-dioxygenase-like
Exons: 11
Coding region: 486-1904 (472 amino acids)
Biological process (GO): carotene catabolic process; retinal metabolic process
Molecular function (GO): beta-carotene 15,15'-dioxygenase activity; carotenoid dioxygenase activity
Source: RefSeq, a predicted model, not a curated record
AAUGAGAUUGAAGGAAUCAUCCGUGGAGCGCCGAGACAGGAUUGUGUCGAGGCACAGAUCUGGGAGAGUGGCCAGACGGAAGCCACUCUUCAGUAAGAGGCACAUGACAACCCGCUUGGAGUUGGCCAAAAGGCACCUAAAUAUUCUCAGACCAUGAGAAACAAGCAUCUCUGGUCUGAUGAAACCAAGCUGGAACUCUUUGGUCUGAAUGCCAAGCAUCACGUCUGGAAGAAACCUGGCACCAUCCCUAUGGUGAAGCAUGGUGGUGGGAGAAUCAUGCUGUGGGGAUGUUUUUCAGUGGCCCAGCGAGAGCCCUGAGUUGAACCUGAUGUAACAUCUCUGGAGAGACAUUAGAUCAGGAUGUGUCCCUGAGUGGCUACAAGGGACAUUGCUGCGCAAUGGGCCUGGUCUCUUUAAAGUGGGAGACACUGAAUACAACCACUGGUUUGAUGGCAUGGCUUUAAUUCAUAGUUUCACCUUCAAAGAUGCACUGCGAAUCUUUGUGUUGUACAGGUGAGGUGUACUACAGGAGUAAAUUCCUGAGGAGUGACACCUUCAAGAAAAACACUCAGGCAAACAAGAUUGUUGUUUCAGAAUUUGGGACAAUGAUCUAUCCCGAUCCCUGCAAAAACAUAUUUUCAAAAGCCUUCUCCUACCUUCUCGCUGCCAUCCCUGACUUCACAGAUAACAACCUGAUAAACAUCAUUAGAUAUGGGGAGGACUACUAUGCCUCAUCAGAAGUCAACUACAUGAAUCAAAUUGACCCAAUUACCCUUGACGUAAUUGGAAAGAUGAACUACAGGAAUCACAUUGCUCUGAACUUGGCGACUGCACACCCUCACUACGACGAUGAGGGAAACACCUAUAACAUGGGAACUGCCCUCAUGAGGUUUGGCAUGCCCAACUAUGUCAUCUUCAAGGUUCCAGUAAAUGCAUCAGAUAAGGAGCAUAAGAAGCCUGCCCUGCGGAAGGUGAAGCAGGUCUGCAAUAUACCGUUUCGCUCUACCCUCUUCCCCAGCUACUUCCACAGCUUCGGCAUGACAGAGAAUUACAUCAUCUUUGUCGAGCAGCCAUUCAAACUGGACAUCCUCAGACUGGCCACAGCUAUAUUUAGAAGAGUCAACUGGGCCAGCUGCCUCAAAUACGACAAAGAGGACAUUACUCUGAUCCACCUGGUCGACAAGAAGACUGGGAAGGCUGUGUCCACCAAGUUCUACACAGAUGCCCUGGUAGUUUUCCACCAUAUCAACGCCUUCGAGGACGACGGCCAUGUAGUGUUUGACAUGGUCACCUACAAAGACAGCAAUCUGUAUGAAAUGUUCUACUUAGCGAACAUGAGAAAGGAAACACAUGAAUUCAUUGAGACCAACAAGGUCAACUUCUCCCCACCAAUCUGCCAGAGAUUUGUCUUGCCUCUCCCUGUUGCCAAGGAUACUCCAAAUGGAACAAAUCUGGUGAGGCUCAAAGACACAACAGCCAAAGCAGUGAUGCAGAGAGAUGGCUCGCUGUAUUGCCUGCCUGAAACAAUAUUUGAAGGUUUGGAGUUGCCAGGGAUGAACUACAAAUUCAAUGGCAAGAAGUACCGUUAUUUCUAUGGCUCAAGAGUGGAGUGGACUCCACACCCAAAUAAGAUUGGAAAGGUGGACAUCGUGACCAGAAAGUACAUUGAGUGGACAGAGGAGGACUGCUACCCCUCUGAGCCUGUGUUUGUUGCUUCACCAGGAGCUGUGGAGGAGGAUGACGGAGUAAUUUUGUCCUCCGUCGUCUCACUCAAUCCAAAGAUAUCCCCCUUCAUGCUUGUCCUUAAUGCCAAAACCUUUGAGGUAAUUGCUCGUGCCUCAAUUGACGCCAGCAUUCACAUGGAUCUGCAUGGACACUUCAUUCCCACACAGAGCACCAACUGACAUAGCCAGCAGAGGGCAGGAUUGUACCUUAACAUUGUAGAGGGCAAAUUAUUGUUCCCAACCAUGGAAAGUCGAUGUCCGUGCCCCCAUGGAAAUACAAUGAGCAUAUUAAACAAAAAUUCCCAUUAAAAUCAUUCUGUUUAAAGUUGAGAUCUGUUUUGCGUGGGCUGCGUCUCAAUCCACCACAUCCGCUGAUGACGGCCUUCCGCAUCUGCGGUAGGAGGCAGAGCUUCAAGAUCAUGUCUAGAUGAGAUACAGAUUGUCAAAUUGACAUCUACGGUGAUUAUUUUAGCAUUUUAGCUAACACUAACCCCUCUCCUAACCUGCUACUUUAAUUAUCCUAACCUACUGUAUAAGUUCUAAACCUGAUACGAAAAGUGUUUUUCCAUGUAUGAAUCUGUUAUUCAAUGUGUUUCUAAAGGCUAAUAGCAGUAAGAACAAAUUCAAUGUUUUAUUAAAAAAAUUGUAUACCUACAGGGGUCUUAAAAUGCUAAAUCAAAUAGCUAAAUGAUCCUUGGUAUGACCAUCUUGAAACAAUUCCACAUAGCUUAGUAGAGAACUAGCCCCAGGCCCUUCAAUUACUAGUCUACCUCUCCAAUCGUAUUUGCUCAAAUGUUGCAGAAUUUAUGUUUACAGAACGUCUACCACAAAGUGUCUUUUAAAUCCUAUUUUUAGACAGAGAACGACAACCUCUAUUUUUGUAAAUCAGGAUGUAUACAAUAUAGUUUUGUAUGUUAAAAGGGUUUAUAAUGUAUCCAUUCUGUCUAUCCUGGUCACCCUAUUGUAAAUUAUAUUGUUUUUCUGUACAACAGGUAAAUAAGGAAAACAAUAGUGUGCUGCAAAUCAGUUGUGGCAUUGCUAUCACCAUUACUUCUCUCAAAAGUGAGUACUUAAAGCACUUUCUGCGCACAUAAUUACCUCGUUCAACAUUAUGAUUAAUACCAUGAGUCACUACAAUGUACUUACAUUAGGUUUGUAAAUAUCCAUUAGAAUACUGUGUUUAGUAAAUAAUUUUAUUUAAUUCACUCAUAAAAAAACAUGUAUACUUUUAUUUAGUACAUUCUAGAGGAAGACUGAAACAAGACAUUAAUGCUCUAAAGUUAGAAUGAAAUUUGACAAUUUGUUGUGCAUUAAAUGCCAAGUUAUUGUUUGUUAAUGUUUUGAGUGUUUGUCUGAGUUUGAUUCUGAAAUCAUUCUGUGACUUUGCUUAAAAUGGAUCCCCUGAUAUCUGUAAAUGUGCACUUGAACUAUUUGUCUUAAAGUCUGACCAUGUCAUCACCUUAUAAUUAAUAACGGCUAAAAUGAGCAUAUUGCUUACAACUACAGUAAUACAAAUGUAUAUUUCUUUGUGUAAUAUAGUCCAACAACAUGGCUGUGCCAGUAAACUACAUGUUUGCUUGCUAACAAAUAAAAACUAGAGGGAAAAAA